AAAGAUACCCAGAAAAUGUGCGACUGCUUUCAGCGGAUAUUCGGAGUUACCUGGUCCCCGGCCUCCGCCUCCGGAGCAGCCGAGGAGCCGUCCGAGAGCCAUGCUUCCAGAUCUGAGCCCUGCCCAAUAAAAGUAAAAGAGAAGUUCGGUCCCCCGAAGCCGAAGUCGCCCCCCGCCAGCCGCCCGCACCCCACCCCCGAGGAGCUCAAAGACUCGGAGCGAACGGCGCAGAAAGAAAGGCUGCACGAGGAGUUAAAGAAAGUUCUGCUGCUGAAAGUGCAGAGGGAAUCCGCCGAGCGGCCGGACGCCGAGAUGGAGACCCAAAUCACAGAGGAGAAGCUGAGGUUGUCUGAGAUGGUGGAGGUCAUCGUGGAGACGGAGGCCCAGGCCGGCAUGAGUGGAAUCGCGAUCUCCGGAGGAGGCCAAGAAGGCCUUUUCAUCUCCGAGCUCCUGAAGGACUCCCCGGCGGCCAAGACGCUGCCUCUGCUGGAAGGGGACCAGAUCGUGAGCGCUCGGAUCUUCUUCGAGAACGUCCGCUACGAAGACGCUCUGAAAAUCCUGCAGUACGCCGAGCGCUACAAGGUCUCGUACUGCCUGAAACGCACCGUGCCGUCUGCCGACGUCUCCGUCUCGGCAGCUUCCGGGAGUGUGGAGGUCAAGGGCCCGAAAGCCAAGAUGCCCAAAAUGACCGUUAAAAGCCUCACGCCGGUGAAGAAGAAAAAGAAGAAAGCGUCCGGUGAGGGGAAGGUUUCAGAGGAAGCUUCCGUGGAAGCCGUCCGAGGAUCUGAAGUCUCGGCGGGCAGUAUGGAGAUUCCACCCGUCGGCGUCGAGUUUUCCUUUCCCAAGUUCUCCAAGUUCCUUAAAACCAAAGGGGUAGCCGAGGCCGGCGCCGUUUCCAAGGCAGCAGAGGUCACCCCCAAAGUUUCCGACAGGGAGCAAAAAUGGGCAAAAAUGAAGUUCCCCAGACUGAGAGUGAAGGAAGCAGCAGCGGCGGGAGGCCUCUCCGUGACGGCCCCCGAAGGCAAGGCAGAGCUAGCGAAGGGCAGCCCCGAGACGAAGGAGAAAGCCGCCACCAAGUUUGGGAUCUCAGUUCCUAAAAUGAAGAAACCGAAGGUGGAUGCUGCAGCGCCGAAGCCUGAAGUUGAAGUUUCUCUACCGAAGCUGGAAAUCGAAGCCAAAGCCCCUGAAAUUGAACUCGACUUACCUCUGCUAACCACGAAGGCAGAAACUCAGGAGAUCUCGUCAAAGGAAGGUAUUAAGAUGGCCGCGUUGGGAGCAUCAGCCAAAAUUCCAGACGUGGAAAUCAAAGUCCCAACUGCGCAUGUUGAGGCGGACGUCCAAGAAAGCAAGAUCACCAUGCCCCAAGUACCGAAGGUCGGAAUCUGCUCGCCGUCUCUCGAUAGGGAGUCAGACAUCGCCGUGCAAGUGGACGGAAGACCCAAGACAGAAAUCAAACUUCCGACUCUUGAGGUGGCUCCACCAAAACUCGACGUUGACCUGAGCUUGCGAAAGGCAGAAGCCGACGUUGAGGUCGAGGCGCUGGAUGUUACCGGUAAAGGCCUGCAGUUUAAGUUACCAACGUUCGGCGUGUCCUCAAAGGCCCCCGAAGCUGAGUUGGAAGUCACCGGCCGCAAAUUCAAAAAAGAGACCGAGGUGAAAGAGGAAAAGUUUAAAAUGCCUUCGGUGAAGUCUCCUGAAAUCGGGAUUUCUCUGCCCAAAGGCAAACGGGAAGGCGACAGCCCAGACGGCAAACAGAAGAUAUCCAUGAAGCUCCCGUCUCUAGACGUCUCCGUUCCCAAGGUGGAUUUUGACAUCGCUCUGCCGAAGGGAAAGAUGGAUGCGGAAAUCUCAGGAGGCAUCGCCGUUCCCGACGUCGCUCUGAAGAUGCCCAAGAUGAGUCCUCCUAAACCCGGAAUGAAGGUUAAAGAAGCCUACGCCGACUCUCACAAGAUCAACGCUACCGUUCCACAGCUCGACCUGAAAACCGGCAAAGCUGAAGCUGAGAGCUCGGUAUCCAUUCCAGACGUGACCCUAAAAAUGCCCAAAAUAAGUCUUCCUAAGCUUGGAAUGAAGGAGGAUGCGCAGGAAACUAAGGUGGAGGCGAAAAUGGAGAAACUUGAAGGGGAAUGGCACGACUUCAAGAUAAGUGGCCCCAAAAUCAAAUUGCCCAGUGUUGGGCUUUCGCUGUCCAAAGAAAAACUUGACGUUUCGGUAGAAGAACAUGGCAUGGCGGAAACGGACGGGAAGAUCGGAUUUCCAUCUGUUAAGGUUCCAUCCCUUGAUAUUUCAUUACCAAAAGUAUCGGGCAUUCAGCCGGGUAAACCGGAAGCCACGGUGCCCUCAACCAAGGUGGACGCCAAGGCGCCGUACGUGGAAGGCUCAGGUGGGCUUGACUUGAAGUUAAAGAUGCCCAGUGUAUCCUUACCAACGUUUGACAUUUCUGCAAAAGCGGAAAAGCCUCAAGUAUCCCCCCCGAAACUUGGAAUUCACGCCCCGAGAGCCGAGUCUAAAGUAAAAGGAGAAGAUCUGGUAGGGAAGGGAGAUAAAAUUACUCUUCCGAAACUAGACAUUUCCGUUCCCAAGAUGAAACCCGCAGAAUUACACGUAACCCCCCAAAAACCCGACCUGGAGGUUUCCAUUGAAAAGCCAAAAAUUGAAUUGAAACUUCCUAAAGUGGGGUCUGACGCGAUUGCCUUUCACGGAGAUUCCAAGGUGGGGUUCGGAUCUAUCAAGCUGCCGAGCCUUGAGUUGGACGCGCCGAAGAUGGACGUUGACUUAAACUUCCCAAAAGCGAAAACCGAUGGGUCGGAGCCUCUUAUCGAAGGACCCGAGGGCAAGAUACAGAUGCCUAAAAUGAGCCUCCCCAAGUUCGGCGACGUGGCCAAAGACGUGGCGGUGGAAAUCAACGUUCCAAGGAUUGCUGGCGAAGUCUCUGUUCCGCACGUCGGCUCGGAAAUAAAGAAGCCACAGUUUGAAGAAGGAGAAGGAGGAGGAAGGAUCACCCUGCCCGGAGUUGAGUUGGGACUGGGGAAAUCAGAUAAGACAACGGACGUGGAGCUCAAGGAAAAAGCUGACGUUAAACCUCCUAAAGUAAAGCCGGAGAAACCACAGGAAGCCGGAGUCGAGCUACCGUCUGUGAAGUUUCCAUCUGUGGCAUUAACCGCACCAAAGGUUCCGGAUGUGGACAUAGAUGCAGGUCUGCCGAAGGUUUCUCUAGAAGGACCUAGCAUGGAAGACGCUGCCGUGGAAGCCAGCGCCAAGGCGCCGAGGUUUUCCCUUCGGAAACUUGGCUUUUCUGGACCCAAGUUGAAGAAAGGCGGCGAGGGAGAAACGAAAGCAUCUCACGAGGAAGGAGAAGCGGAAGUCACAGUGAAGUCACCAAAGAUGAAAAUGCCCAAAUUUGGAAUAACUUUCCCCAAAUCAAAACAUGAAGCCAGCGCGGAUGUUUCCAAAUCAACUCUGGAGAAAGAUGUAAAGGCAAAGAAAGGAAAGGCAGACAUGUCGGCCGGCCAAAUCGAGACCUCGUCGGAAGGCAAAGCGAAGCUUCCGUUAGCGAAACUCCCCUCUGUCGACAUUUCGGCUCCAAAGUUAGAGGUAGAUAUUGCAAUUCCAAAGGGGGGCUCCUCUGACGCAACAGAUAGGCCCUCUGAUAUCAACAUCGACAUCCCUGAGGUGAAAAUGAGCCUCCCAAAAUUCUCCAUGCCAAAGUUUGGAAGCAAAACCAAAGAAAGCGAGGAGGACGCUAAGCUGCAUGGCAAAAUUUCCACCAAAAAAUCCGCCGGUGGAACGGAUACCUCAUCUGACGGCGGCAGUUCUGACGGGAAGGGGAAAAUGAAAAUGCCCACAAUUAAGAUGCCUUCGUUUGGAAUUUCUAAGAAGGAAGUGGAGGUUUCUGAUGUAAAAGUGGAGGUCGGCCCCCCCGAGGUUAAAGUAAAGAAAACCAAAAUAAGCGCAAAAGAAACCAAAGUGGAGGUCGAUGACCAAGAAACCAACGGCAAGACCUCCUUCAUCAAGAUGCCGACUUUUAAAAUGUCGCCUCCUAAGGUGAAGGCUCCUGAGGUAGACCUUGCUUUGGAAGGUUCCAGAGAAGAUCUUCGGUUGCCCGACGUGCAGGUGAAAGUUCCCCAAGUUGAGCUGCCUUCUUUUGGGCUAAAAGGAGAGAAAUCGAGCGAUAUUACCGUCCCAAGAACAGAAGCCAAGGUGUCGAAGGCGCUAGAUUCUCCUGAUGUUGGUGCGAUCAAGAUGCCAUCGCUGGAAAUCUCUGGACUCCAAGACGUGCCUUCGUUGCAAAUUUCCGUUCCUUGUGUGAAACCUGAGCUUUCCGUCUCUUCACCAAAAGCGGAAGUAGAUGUUUCUGAUUCAGACAUCAAAGGGUACGACGGAGAUUUAAAAAUACCUAAACUGCCUUCUAUCUCCGUCCCAAAUCUCCAGCUGGAUAUCGCUUUGCCCAAAGCCAGUCUGGACUCCUCUUUGGACCAAGAAGCCAAACGGACCCUUGAAAAGUCAGACCUGAGGUUAAAGAUGCCGAAAGUCGAACUGCCAAAGUUUGGAGAAACCGAUGCCAAGAUAGACAUCGAAGGAACAAAAUACAAGAGCGUCGAGGUGGAGUCAAAGCUGAAGGGGCCCAAAAUUAAGAUGCCUCAUUUUGACAUCUCGCUGCCAAAAGUCAGGUUGGAUGAGGAAGACAUUCCUUUCAUAGAAGGAGAUCUGAAAACGCAUGGAGUAGAAGUUGAGACAAGUUCCACAGAAGGAAGAUUCAGUUUGCCGUCUGUCGAGUUGCCAAAAAUGUCCACUCCCAAAAUAAGAGCUCCAGAGCUGGAACUCGGUGUGAAUCUAAGCAAGGAUGAGUUAAGAGCUGGGGAAGGCUCCAAAACACAAGGAGUCGAGUUAGCCGGCCCCGAAGUUGGGCUGUCUGAUUUAAAAUUUAAAAUGCCAAAAGUGAAGUUGCCCAAGUUUGGAGGACACAGCGCCGGCGGUGACGACGAGGAAACCGCCAAAGUAGACGUCAAGAGUCAGAAAACCGAGGAAGGGAGAGCGGGCUUACAAAUAACAAUGCCUAAGCUGCAAAUGGCUUCGCUGAAGGGGAAAGGUGGGGGUGAUGUUUCUGUGGAAGCGGAAGGUGGCCACAAAAAGGCGGCCAAAGAGGACGGGAAGGUUUCAGAUCAUGAAGAUUCUGAAUAUAGUAGAAUGUUCAAAAUAAAGAUGCCAUCGUUUGGAAUGACGAGAGAAGCGGAGCACGCUGCGGAGGGGGGCGACGCGAAAUUUAAAAUGCCCCAAAUCUCUAUCCCCGAUGUAGGCUUUUCUGGAAGGGAAGGACCAGAGGCUUCUUUGGAAGGUGGCCGUGGCAAAGCAGACGUCGGUGCGGAUUCCAAAAUAAAGGGCGCCAAGUCGUCCAGCCUCGAAGAUCUGGAGAUAGAUCUGAGCCUCAAGAUGCCCAAAAUGAAGAUGCCGACGAUUGGUCGGAAGACGGACGACGACAUGAACGUUGCUCUUGAGGAGGAUUCAGAAGGAAAGAAGUCUUUGUUCAGGAUGCCAGACGUGGAAAUAUCCACCCCGAAAAUGAAAGCGCACGCCGAAUACGACGUCGGAGGGGCAAAACUGGAAGACAGCUUGUCCAAGGAGAUGGAGAUGGAAUUGAUUUCUACGAGGAAGGGCAGCAUGACGAAAGAGGAAAGCAAAGAUCCUUCUGCGGAGGAGUCCGGCAGGAAGUACAAAGUCAAACUACCCAAGUUUGCCAUAAGCCUCCCAAAGCCGGUGCCGGGAGAUGUGGAAUUUUCCACACCCAAAUUAAAGUCAAACGUCAAAGAAAGCGAAUCGAGCGCGAAGACCGCAAGUUCCGGACACGAGAGCGACCAGGAAGGAAAAAAGAGCAAGAGGAAUAUUUUCUCCCUGGGGAAAUCAAAAGAGAGAAACGCGGGUCUCCUGACAGCCGACGCGGACACCGCCGUGGAAGCUGAAGGUCCGGAAGUGAAGAUUAAGUUGCCGAAGAUCAAGAUGAAGCCUAAUUUUGGCAAAAGUAAAACGAAAGGGGCGGAAGUAAACGGCGAGUUCGAGGCUUCGGCAAGCGGAGAGACAGAGGCCGAAACGAGCGCCGACGGAAAGUUCUCCAAGAUAAAGUUUCCCAAGUUGGGGUUUUCUUCCAGAGCCGGUGAAGAAGACACUCGCGUGAACGGUGCGGGCGCUUCGGGCCACGUCAACGGGGAGCAUGAGGGAUCUGCACAGAACGGAUCUCAGGAAGGGGGGGUAGUGAAGAUAGGAAAGCUGAAGUUCCCGAAAGUUGAAUUCUCUUCCCCGUACAAAGCCAAGGAAGGCGAUUCGGAAAUCCACCUAAAGUUAGUGAAGGCGGACGACCCGGAUUCCAAAGAGGAGACCCACGAGAGCUCGUUUACCUCCAAAUUUAAAUCAUUUUCGGGUUUUAAGAAAAAAGAUAAGGGGGAGGAGCAGCUGCUGAGCUCUUCAUCCAGAACGGAAACGGCAACGAAGGAAAACGUCGGGGAAGGGGAGGCAAAAACAGGGAGGGCAAAGAUUUCACUGGGUUUCCUCUCCAGCAAAUCCAAAGGGGAAUAUACGGUGGACAAUAGCGGGAUAGACAAGGACUCGGCCGACGCGGAGAACAAAGAAAAGAACCGAUACAAGAUACCCAAGUUGUCCCUCGGCCCCCAAUCGGAGUCAGAAAUAACCACGCAGGCAAAAGAGGGAGCUCAAGACAUCUUAACAGUCAGCGCGCCCAAGGUGGCCUUCACCACCCACCACGAGGAGCGCACGGUAGAGGAGGAGAAAGUCGCCGGAGGCCUCCUGAAAAUCACGACGACGAAACAAAUCAAGACAGAGACUAUCACAGAAAAAACCGUGUCCAUAUAAAAAACACGCGCAAGCUGAACUCGAUCCCAAAGCAAGCGUUUAUUUGGCUGCAGAUUCCUAAUCUACUCGCUAACCCUUCCACCAUCUUUACUCCAAAGCCGCGGCAGACCUGGAGGAGAGUCGAGAAAGUAUUUUAUUGUUUAGAACGUGUAAGAAAUG
Molecule: messenger RNA, 7020 nt
Organism: Spea bombifrons (plains spadefoot toad)
Lineage: Eukaryota; Metazoa; Chordata; Amphibia; Anura; Pelobatidae
Gene: PRX
Product: periaxin
Exons: 7
Coding region: 16-6861 (2281 amino acids)
Biological process (GO): regulation of RNA splicing
Cellular component (GO): cytoplasm; nucleus
Molecular function (GO): protein binding
Source: RefSeq, a predicted model, not a curated record